AUGAGUACAAGGGAAAAUAUUUUUUUCCCGUUGACAAAACGCGUGAUUGCCCCCGGGGGCAGUCACUGGAGCCUCUUAAUCUACAGUAAAUAUGACAGCAAGUGGUAUCAUUAUGACUCCCAAAGGGGCUGCAACUACCGCGACGCUCGUUGCCUCGUACAAAGGAUUAACUCGUACUUGGACAGGGAUAUACCAGCUACCUUAGUGGAUGCUAGUUGCACACAGCAGGAUAAUAGCUAUGACUGCGGGGCCUUUGUCAUGACAUAUGCACAUAGAGCAGCUGAGCAGGCCCUGAAAGGUUCUGCCAUCGGGACGUGCUUUGUGGACAGACAAGAAACAAACCGCAUGAGAGAUUUGAUUAAGUCUCUUGUUUACAGCCUGAAGCGGUGAAGAUGAGAUGGGAAGACAUCAACACACCUCCUGCCUUGUUCCUUGACUGCCGUAUAAACCGUCAAAUUAUAUACUAGGCACACUUAGCCUAACCUGUGUUGAAGCUCCUAGUGAUGCUACGUGUCAGAUGUUGCUUGUCAUGAGCAAGACUCUGCCAGGGUCUGCCGCGUGCUGCUUGUUCCUGAUUGCUGUGGCAUUAUUAUUUUAUUUUAUUUUUUUUUUGUUGAUUUUGGAGUGACAAGCAGUCCCUUUUGAGUUGCAAAAUACCUAACUUAAACAUGUUCUAAGCCCAUUUAUGCUUCAUUAUUAAUGGAGAUACUUACCUCAGGUUAUUUUAUUAGAUGGUUUUUUGCUCUUGCACUGAAAAAAAGAACAGGAACUAUUUUAGAGACUAAUAGUCUGCUAACUGUUAGUUGAUUAACUGCUACUGAGUUUGCAAUGAUGAAUAAAAAGGUGCAUAGAUAAUUAGGUUAUGAUUAUCCUAUUUAACAGUCUUCUUUUCAAGAAAAUAGGAUAUGAAAGAAAAAUGAAAAGAACUCAAGCCAAAGAAGGACUGAGAUUGGAUAUUUGUCACUUUUCAUUGUAGGAUAUGUAACCUAUUAGAUUUAAGAUAAUGGCAAAUGGCUCUACUGAAUUCACAACUGACACAGUAGCCCCAGGCUACAACAGUGCUGUGCCAUACAGCAUGUCAGAGUCAUAAAUUGCCAUAUGUAUAGUAUGUCUUAUAGAUAACAAACAAAAAAAGGUGUUUUCUGGAAAUUUUUGCAGUAAGGACACCACAAGGCUGUCCAGAUUUCUCAAGUGCACAAUUUUUGGUUAAAGACCCAGAGUUAUGUAUAUGAAAGCAUUAAUGUGAAAUCUAUUAAUCUUUUGGAUAUAGAGUGAUCAUAUGUUGACUAAUAUUCAACCUAUCAGUCAAUUGUUCAUUCACCUGAAAAGUCGUAUUCAGAUUGCAACUCAUUUUGUGACAAGCAUUCAUAUUUUUCUCUUGGGUAGGAAAGAAAACUUUUCACUACUGUAUGGGUGUUUCAGCAAAAAUAUAAAAUGUAAUGAUGAAAAUAUGUCUUGGUCACAUCAGAAUGUUGAAAUGAUCAAAAAUGCCCUUGCAAAAUAACAAGUAUUAUUAGUACAGAAUUUUAGUGAGUGCAUUUUUUUUCUUCUUCUUUUUUUAAUAUAGAAUUCAGAGGAAAUGAUCUGUGUUUGAUUCAAAGUGAGAAAAAAAACAGUAUUCAGGAAAUGCAAAUGGCUAAAUUUCCCAGAGAUAUACAUUUAUAUGAAAAUUACUAUUGUUAUAAUUAUUUGUUACAUACUUUCAAAUAGUCCAAAUGUAUUAUGUGGAAAUCUCAACAUACUGGCGAGUUUCAUGGAAAUCUUGACAGAUCUGACUCCUGAUUUGCAAUGAGAUGCAUGAUUGAUUUUAUUCCAAGUGGUAUUGCCACAGACCGCACAAAGUGCAAAUUUGAUUUCUAUCACUAAAGCUAAGUAAGUGAAAUAAAAGAUGCUUUUACUUAUUUAUUUUUAAUGAAUUUUGAAUAGAAUAUUAGUAAUGGAAGAGGUGGUGAGAUGUAAUAGAAGAUAUUGCGCUAAACUGGCUGAAUAUAGAUUUGAUAAAAGGAAGGGCAGUGAGAACGGGCAAUGUAACUUUGAACAAAAAGUUUAAGAUUGUUAUUGGUACUCUUUGCAAUUGCAAUAGUAUUAGAACAAGAAAAUAAUGGUUGAUAAAUAAUUUUGAAUAUUUGCUGUAAUUUAAGAAGAAUACAUUGUCUCUACAAGGAA
Molecule: messenger RNA, 2166 nt
Organism: Penaeus monodon (black tiger shrimp)
Lineage: Eukaryota; Metazoa; Arthropoda; Malacostraca; Decapoda; Penaeidae
Product: probable sentrin-specific protease 8
Exons: 2
Coding region: 1-390 (129 amino acids)
Biological process (GO): proteolysis
Molecular function (GO): deNEDDylase activity; cysteine-type peptidase activity
Source: RefSeq, a predicted model, not a curated record